Messenger RNA from Dentiscutata erythropus, 615 nucleotides. NCBI's taxonomy places the organism in Eukaryota, Fungi, Glomeromycota, Glomeromycetes, Diversisporales, Gigasporaceae. The record is from the annotation of a GenBank genome assembly.
AUGACUGUCUCUUCUUCCACACAUCUUGCUAUCAGAAGAGAUCCUGGUUCGAAUAGGUGUCCAUUGAAGGUUUCGUUAGUUGGUAUUAUUCUGGAUGCAGCACAGGAAGUCAAUGAAGAGAAUGCAAUAAUUAGGGUGUUAGUUAAAGAUUACGUUAGGCAGAAUAAUUCUUUUGUGGUUAAAGUUGUGUUUCCAUUUCACAAUAAUCGGUUCAAGUAUUUGAUGAAUUCCAUUCGUCCAAGUGAAUCAGUUCUUUUUGUUAUUGGACAGAUAGAAAUUAUUCAAGAUGAUUUAUUUGUAUACGCUGUUGAGACUUCUUAUGUUGAUACUUGUUUUACGGAUAAGAAAAAAGGUACUAAUUCAAGUGACUCACAAUCUUCAUCGGGGUUGUAUAAAUCGGUUCGUUCUAGACUCUUGGCUGUUUAUCAGAACUCGAACGAGAAUUCAUCUAAGGAGUUUACUGCAGAAAGUCAUAGUAUACUCAGAGAUAUGAAUCCGCCUAUAACCAAGUCUUCCACAUCUAACUCUUAUUCAUCUAAAUGUGUUAGGGUUGAGGAUGAAGAUCCUAAUCAUAUUGAUUCUGAUUACAUUGAGGAUGAAUGCAAAGAAGAUGUU